UUUAUGUUGCCCAGUCUUUUUUUUUUUCAACAGGAGAUCAUCACGGGACACUUGCAAACCUACCUGUUUAGUCCAAGAAGGAUCCGACACCAUAGGUAAUAUAAUCCGAGUCGGUUGUGGUCUUACAUCAUCGCGUUGUGACUGGAAAGCCAUGGCUGCUUAUACGAGAAUAUCGAGAGACGCCUCUUUCAUCAGAACUUGAAAGGGGGUUUGCUGACUACCUAUCGAUUUUUAUACCUUUUUUUUUUUGAGAGGAGGAGCGCGGAGAUCUAUGACAAACAUGAACACCGAGGCGGCACACACGUGCACAUAUACUUUGGGAAAAUCUGAGGGGUUGAGGCGGUUCAUUGCUAUUCUUGUAGCUGACCGACCGAUCACCCGUGCAGUUGAUCACGAAGUGUGCUUAUGUCGAUAAUGGCGGUUGAGCUCUACGGCUCCCGCCCGGAAGUAGAGCAAUUUUGCAUCAGUCAGAAAUACAGUCACACAUGGAGGACGUAUACGGGGAGGAGGGAGGAAGGAAAGGAAAGGAAGUAUAAAGGUCCUGGGGUUUCCAGACGGAGAGGAGCGAAUUGAUCUAGCAUCCCCCAUCUCAAAGAUCAUUCUCAAGAUCAAAGAACACGUUCAACAUACCUAGUUAAGAUACCAUACUACUAACCGGUCUGCAAAACGACAAACCUCUCUCUCUCUCUCUCUCUCAGCAAAAAUGAAGUUCCUCCUCCUCCUCCCAGCUCUUCUCGGCCUUGCCGUCUCCCACCCAGCUGCUCCCGAGCUUGACCGUCGCGCCGACCCCCAGAUUGCCCACUUCUACUUCCAAGCCGCCGCUACCGGCUACAACCUGACUGUUCCCGCCGACGGGAACUGGUAUCCUACCAACAACGGUCUGAACAUCAACAUCAUCACCGCCCUCGACUUCACCGUCAACCAGUGCGAGUUCGCCACGCACCAGCAGGUCGCUUUCAACUACCAGCUGAGCGGUGACUCGUUCCCCAAGGAGCAGUUUGCUGUUGGUCCGCCGCAGCCGAUUGACUCGGUCAGAUGCCACGGUUAUUGUUUGGGGAUUUAUGAGGAUUGUGUCAAGAACGGACAGUACGUCGGCACCUGCUGCAACGGCUUCUGCGCGGCCAAUAAAUGCCGCCCGUAUGUCUAUCCUCAGGAUAUCUCGGAGUAAGUGAAGCAGAUGGAAGUGAGAUGAAAGGAAGGAAGGAAGGAAGGAAGGGUGAAGAAAGGAUAACAGGAUUAUUGGACGAUUGAUGGAGUACUAUUCUAGGCACAAAUCUGGGAUGGAAGGAUUUGCGGGUAAGGACGGAAGGGAACGAUGAAUGACUGAACGAAUGGCGACUUUGGGAUGAAUCUUGUAUUUAGUCUGACCCCUCUUUGUUCUAUAUUCCAAUCUUUACAGUUCUAUGACAUCUUCACUGGUUCA
Molecule: messenger RNA, 1423 nt
Organism: Neurospora crassa OR74A
Lineage: Eukaryota; Fungi; Ascomycota; Sordariomycetes; Sordariales; Sordariaceae
Gene: ncw-5
Product: non-anchored cell wall protein 5
Exons: 3
Coding region: 704-1168 (154 amino acids)
Source: RefSeq, a predicted model, not a curated record